AAUAUUUAUUUUUAAUAGGUACCUGCCUUUUAAAAUCGGCAGUACAGCUUUUCUUAAGCGCCUGCAAAACAGGACUAUAAUUGUUGCCAGUGUGUGAGGAUUUAUAUUUUUCAAUAGGUUUAAAUAAGCAUCACUUUAAAAAGAGAUCGAAGUUAUUUCUGUAUUUAAAAAUCUAUAGCAGAACAGAAGAGGAAGGAAUUAAAGAAUAAAAGAAAGCUAUUGAAAAUAAAAGCAAAUGUUUUCCCCAAACUCCUGCAUUAUUGCUGGUUUUGUGAUUUGCAGCAGAUAGCCCGUUACAAUUGGUACAUACUAAUGGAACUGUGAGAGAAAUGCAAUAAUUUUGCUAUAAUGGGCUGUAACCUCGAGUCGACCCCAGCCCUGCAGACCCUGGCUGGAAGCGUGAAGAUCUAACUAGUCUCCAGAGGGUGGCGCAAGAGUCCGACUGACAAUCAGGAGCUGGAAGCGGGAGCGCGCCUUGGGCGCGCGCACCAACCCUCCAGCAUCCACCCAACUCCCCCAUUAGUGCACGAGUUUACCUCUAGAGGUCAUCAGGCAGGAUUUACGACUGGACAACAAAAGCACGUGAUUUGAAGUCGUACCCCAUAUUUGGGUGCCUACGUAGGAGGGAACCAAGUACAUGUCCCAGUCAUUUCCAUAAUUCAUCAUAAAUUGUGCAAGGGUGCUAUAGACGCACAAAACGACCAAGAGCCACAAAUCAAGCACACAUAUCAAAAAACAAAUGAGCUCUUAUUUUGUAAACUCAUUUUGCGGUCGCUAUCCAAAUGGCCCGGACUACCAGUUACAUAAUUAUGGAGAUCAUAGUUCCGUGAGCGAGCAAUACAGGGAUUCAGCGAGCAUGCAUUCCAGCAGGUACGGGUACGGCUACAAUGGCAUGGAUCUCAGCGUUGGGCGCUCAGCUUCCAACCACUUUGGUGCCAAUGAAAGAUCUCGCAAUUACCCAGCCACUACCACCUCUGCGUCGACAGAGCCCAGGUAUAACCAACCUGCAACGUCUUCACAUUCGCCUCCACCUGACCCUCUGCCCUGUACCGCCGUGGCCACUUCGCCUGUCAGCGACAGUCAUCACGGGGUGAAAAACUCCAUAGCUAACUCUACCAGCACUUCGUCCAAUUCCAGCAGCAGCACUCACAUAAGCAGAGAGGGGGUUGGCACGUCGUCUGGCACUGAGGAUGACACCCCAGCAAGCAGCGACCAGGCAAGUGCCCAGAAUGACCAAAGCACAACUCAGCCUUCACAGCCCCAGAUCUACCCCUGGAUGCGAAAACUGCACAUAAGUCAUGACAACAUAGGGGGACCAGAAGGAAAAAGGGCUCGGACUGCUUAUACCCGAUAUCAAACCCUGGAGCUGGAAAAAGAAUUUCACUUCAAUAGAUACCUGACCCGCAGAAGAAGGAUUGAAAUAGCACAUGCUCUUUGCCUCUCAGAGAGACAAAUAAAGAUCUGGUUCCAAAACAGGAGAAUGAAAUGGAAAAAGGAUAAUAAGCUGAAAAGCAUGAGCAUGGCAGCUGCAGGAGGGGCUUUUCGUCCUUAAGAAAUUGAUCAAUUAAAAAGUACUGAGCAGUAUUAGUUGACCCUGCGCAUAAUGUCAGUACUAAGUUGACUUUCUAAAACUUCCUUGUGUUACUUCUGUGAAGAAACCUUGUUCUUGUCGCCCUAAUUCAUCUUUUAAUCAUGAGCCUGUUUCUUACCAUUAUAUCGCGUGUAUAAGUAGAUCUGCUUCCCCUACAUUUCUUUGUCUUGGAUGGCUUUGUCUUGAAAAUUUAGAUGUUUUAACUUAUUUAUAUGAAGCGAGCUGUGUUACUUGAAGUAACUGUAAAAAAGAGAGAGAAUCCCCCUCCUUUAGUACAAAUGUUAUGUGUUGCACUCAAUUUGCUUAACUGUGCAUGUGUGUUUAAGUGUUAAUAACUGUAUAGCUCCAAGCUGUUAAAAUAUUUUUAUUCAAACUACCUAUAUAAUUCUUGUGUAAUUAAUGCUGUUGUAGAGGUGAAAUGAUGAGAUACAACUGAACUUGUCCUACGUGUAGUGAAUAGUGAAUCUGUGACGAAAACUGUGAUUCCAAGCAGUAUGUCCUUGCUGUGCCUUUGUAUGACUCUUUGCACGAACUCCUAGAAGUGGCUCUUAUUAAGCGCAGCAUCAGUAAUGUAUGUUUUUGUGAACAAAGUUACAAAUAUAGUCAAAGUCUGGCUGUUUGAGCAAACUGUGAUCAGCUUUUUUUUUUUUUUUUUUUUUUUGUAUUUGUU
Molecule: messenger RNA, 2261 nt
Organism: Malaclemys terrapin pileata
Lineage: Eukaryota; Metazoa; Chordata; Testudines; Emydidae
Gene: HOXA5
Product: homeobox A5
Exons: 2
Coding region: 740-1552 (270 amino acids)
Biological process (GO): anterior/posterior pattern specification; regulation of transcription by RNA polymerase II
Cellular component (GO): nucleus
Molecular function (GO): DNA-binding transcription factor activity, RNA polymerase II-specific; RNA polymerase II cis-regulatory region sequence-specific DNA binding
Source: RefSeq, a predicted model, not a curated record